AUGCCCUAUGUGGGUCCACCUCUCCAAAGAAAUCUCCAAGUGGGGAACCCCAUCCCAAGAGACCCCUUCUGCCUCUUCCAUGGGAUUCCUCCACUCCAAGAGCUCCCGUCCCCCUCUAUCAACCCCUUUCCCCCUGACCACCGUUCUCCCUCACCUCCAGGCUUCCUGCUCUCCAAGUGCUGCUUCCCCAUCUUCAAAACCAAGGCUGGCAAAGCCAAGCGGGUGCGCACCAUCUUCACCAGUGACCAACUGGCACGGCUGGAGAAGGAGUUUGCCCGGCAGCAGUACAUGGUGGGCACGGAGAGGUGCCUGCUUGCCUCUGCGCUGCACCUCACUGAGGAGCAGGUGAAAGUCUGGUUCCAAAACCGAAGGAUUAAGUGGAGAAAGCAAAGCCUGGAGCAGCAACAAGCCAAACUGGCCAAGAUGGGCCUGGCCAACCCACAGAGGAGCCCUGACUCCCAGAGCCACCAUGGUGAUGAGGACAAGGACUGCCCAAUGGGGACUGAGGACAUCCAGGAGGACACGGGCUCACCCCUGGGCUCGGGGGCUGCACCACCCUCUGCACAGACUGUGGCAAAGUGCUGCUGAGCUGCCCGACCUUCCAGGGCCUGCUUUUUUUUUUGUGUGUGUGUAUUAUAUAUGAAUGUAUCAUAGCUGGCAAUGAGGGUAUCUAAUAUAUACAGGGCUUCGGUUAUUUUUGCAGUGCGAAAAUAAAUUAUUUAUGCAACUCUCGGUUUAGAGGAAAGCCCAGGUCUUUAUGUUGUCCCUCUGUCUCAUGGCCUGUCUGUCUGUCUCUUACUUCUGGGUGGGAGAAAGGGCAGUGAGAGGAGAGGGGGAGAUGAUGGAUGGAGAAGGGACAAGCUAGGGAGAAAAUGAUGAUCUGGGGAGAAGAGGACGAAGGAAAAAGAGACGAUGGAUGGAGAUGUGAUGGAAACUGCCCUUUGUUUUGGCUGUUUUCAGGGCCAGGAUUAGUCGGCACUUCUCAAAGAGCCCAAACUGUGCUAAUAAUGUCUUCCCAUGUCUGACAGAGCCCAAAGUACCAGUGGGUUUAACCACUAAUCUUGCAUACCGCUGGGUUUAUUGCAAUCAUCCCUGAGCCAACGGGGUUUAUGGGGAUGUUUUGAUAUCGCUCAGCUGGGGGCUGAGCUGAUUGAGGGGGUUACGUUGUUCUCAGGACACCUUUAAUCCCCAGGAGCUGGCGAUGCUCUGUGUUGGGGUUCCUGAGCCAGGAGAUGCUCUGCUUUAAUUAAAAUGGAUGGUUUUGAUUGUCUCUUUCAAAUGGCAGCUAAAUCAAGUUCCACUUUAGCAAUGGGCUGUUUUCCAAGUGGAUGCUCAGCUCCCAUCUCACACCUGCUGUGGGAUGGAUGGGUAAUGGGGAUGCCUCCCUCCCCCCCAGCAAUUGAUUAAUAUGUUUUCAGUGUCCUCAGCGUGUGGAGGGACUGGACCUGUAGGAUAAGGCAGCUGUUAUCUGAUGGUGGGGAUGGGGGGAGCCAGAUCUGAUGGUUUCCAGAGAAGGGUGGAAAUGUUCCUCACAUUCAUAGGGUUGGGAUCAAACCCACCAUGGGAAAAUAAGGGAGAAUGAUGCUCUGAGAUCUU
Messenger RNA from Meleagris gallopavo (turkey), 1596 nucleotides. NCBI's taxonomy places the organism in Eukaryota, Metazoa, Chordata, Aves, Galliformes, Phasianidae. The record is from RefSeq and is a predicted model, not a curated record.